Messenger RNA from Nasonia vitripennis (jewel wasp), 3378 nucleotides. Its product is annotated as serine protease persephone. Gene Ontology annotation, biological process: proteolysis. Gene Ontology annotation, molecular function: serine-type endopeptidase activity. The coding region runs from base 481 to 1959 and encodes 492 amino acids. The record is from RefSeq and is a predicted model, not a curated record. The transcript is spliced from 5 exons. NCBI's taxonomy places the organism in Eukaryota, Metazoa, Arthropoda, Insecta, Hymenoptera, Pteromalidae.
AGUCCGACUUACAAUCACAAUAUAAAAAUUUUGAUGGUUUCACGCGCGAAAUCUUCGAAGCAUAUAAGCUUCUCAGAAAGGUGCGGCUGAAGCACCGUUAACAGUACAAUCUAUGCAACUCUUUGGCCACUUAGCGUGAAUUAUACAACGAAAACAGAAAAAAGCCAAUAAGAUACCUAAGUUACGCGCGUCACACUGAGCAACGAAAAGCCGCCCUUUCCCGCGCGGGAAAGUCCAAAGCUCUCCUCUCUCUCUCUCUCUCUCUCUCUCUCUCUCUCUCUCUCUCUCUCUCUCUCUCUCUCUCUCUCUCCAUCGUAUAUCGCGUUCCCCGGCACACACGACAACAUCAGGCAGUAUCACACAGCUAAAUAUGAGUAUAACAUUACACACGCAGGCGCGCGUAAAAGCGAAAGGCGCGCAUCAUCGCCAGCACAGACACUCACGCACACACUCGGGCUUCGUUCAUCGGUAUGUUCAUCGAUGUAUAGGCAAUCCCCACGACUGAUAAAACUCGGCGCGAGCGCGCGCGGCGAUUUCAGUUCGCGCGGUGCGUUUCGACCAACCGAACGUGCGACGAUCGGUUACACAUCGAACACCUUCGAUACGCGCACUUUCCUCGUUAUACACUACUGGCUCUCACUCUUUGAUGAGCCGGAGGCAAGCGCAGAGUUCGACGUGAUAAAAUCGAUUUUUCGAAGACGAGUGUGGCCGGAGCUCAAGAGAGAGAGAGAGAGAGAGAGAGAGAGAGAGAGAGAGAGAGAGAGAGAGAGAGAGAGAGACAUGUACACGGAGAUUAGAAGCGCCGCGACGGCGCUGAGCGUCUACCUGUCGCUCCUGAUGCUGUUGCCGAGCAUCGCAGCCGACGAGCUCUACGGCUCGCUUUCAGAGGGCAGCGCUUGCAGGAUGGAGGACGGCAGCGCGGGCAUAUGCAAGCCCCUGCCGAGUUGUCCCAUGCGGAUCAAGGAGGUCAUGGAGGGCAAGCGAUUCUCCACCUCGACUGGACGCUGUACCUUCGAGAACUUCGUGGAGAUCGUUUGCUGCCCGCUCGCGGAGGCCAGGACCACCACGACGUCCAGCAUCGAGCCCAAUAUCAACGACGUGCUUGGACUGCGACCUGCUGACGUAGCCUGCCACGAGUACGAGAAUGAAAUCAUCGGCGAGGACGGCCAGAAGGUGAAUCCCAACAUCUUCAAUGGUGAACGUGCGGCCGCGGGGGAGUUCCCCUACAUGGUGGCAUUGGGAUACCAGCCCGACAAGACGAAUCCCUCGCUCAUCCGGUACAACUGCGGCGGGACCCUUAUCUCCGUCAGACACGUCUUGACCGCAGCCCACUGCGUUAACAACAUCAACAACUUUGUACCUGUUGAGGUGAGACUGGGUGCUGUUGACCUGAAUGACAACUCCGCCUACGUCCAGCGAAUCCAAGUAGGCGAGAUAAUAUCACACCCAAGGUACAAGCGCAGCUUGAACUACUACGACAUCGCCAUCAUCAAGUUGAGAAGAGCGAUCAACGUGUCGAACAACGUCAUGCCGAUUUGCUUGCAAACGAAACCGAUACCCAAUCUGCAACAGCUGGUGAACAUGUCGCUCGUUGUCACCGGCUGGGGCGCGACCAGCUUCGAGAACGAGGGAUCGGCUGAUCUCCAGAAGACUCCUAGUCUACAAAUGAUCGACAAAAUCGAGUGCAGCGUAGCGUACAGGGGCUUCUCAAAGUUGCCCAAUGGUCUGGACGGGAGUAUGAUUUGCGUACUAGACAAGAACGUGACGAGGCGAGCAGAUGCCUGUCAGGGCGACAGCGGCGGUCCUCUUUUGCUGCUAUCGAUGGUGUCGAGCACCGUUCUCGGAGUCACCUCCUUCGGCCAGAGCUGUGGCAGCUCCAUACCAGCCAUCUAUACAUCCGUUAUAUUCUACCUUGACUGGAUCGAAGAUAUGGUCUGGCCCGACAAAAAACGACCCUGAACCCGACUCAAGUCCUGGCAUUAUUUCUUCUUUUCAAUGGAUGGCCGGUACUAUUAGUUGUAUCAUAUGUCGACUUAAACAGACGAGCGACGAUGAUUAUUAUCCAGUCAUAGAUUAAUUUGCAAUGCAAGAACAUCUUAUUUACUCGCGCAUCUUUGUUUGACUCUGUAGACCUUCGUGCGACAUCCACGUGUUUAUUAAAAACUUAUGUUUCUCUUAGAAAGUGCAUUAUUCAAUUUAAUUUGUGCUUUUUUAAAAAGACAUUGUGUACUGUGCCAGAGCUAUAAUAUAGUCUUAAUAGCCAGAGCUUAUAUUUCCAUUAACUCAUUACAAUAAACACUACUGCAAUUAGAAAUAAUCGAACUUUAUCUAAUUAGCUUUAUCUUAAAUGAGAAUGUGCGAUUUUCAUUUUACCGAAGCUAUUCGCAUAUGUUUAAUUUCUGUAUAAGUAUACGCCAGAGAUGAUUACCAAGUCGUAUGAAUUAUUAUGUUCAAAACUUCGUAAUCCAUGCAUUUAACUCUGUAACUUCUUAUAAAAAAAAUUAUGCGCGUGCGUUAUGCAGACUGAACAGCUUUUAAAUACGUAAUCUAAAGGAAUAAAAAUCUGUGCCAUCAAUUCAGUUUUUUUCCAGUCAAAAUAGAGAUGAGUUUGCCAUGGAAAAAAUUUGUGAAUUCUAUAUAUUGAGUCAAAAAUAAGUAUUCCAAAAGAAAUUUUGUACUACAAACUGUAGGCAAACUUUUGUGCCAAUUCUUCGCGUAUGCAGUUGAUUUAGUAUUUAUAUUUAUUUAUAGAAUAUAUUAUGUGCUCUAUAAACCAUACUCUGGAAUCAUUUCUUGUCAAUUUAUUAUCUUUAUCUUCACUCAUUUUCCUGGCUAGUAUAUCCUUACUUUUAAAAAUUAAUUUCAGUGAAACAUAUCCUCACCACAUGUCGUUAACAUUCAAAGCAGCAUCGAUGUUAUCAAUGAAUAUGCCUUGUGGAAUAAAAUUUGAAAUUGUGAAAAACUUGCACUUAACAAAAAUAACGCUAAUAAUAUUGGUUAUCAAUCAUUUUAUUGCUUGUUUUUAAGACUGCAAAUGUUUCACAAAAAAAUGACGCUUUAUACAAAAAUAAGUAUAACAUAUAAUUCCAGCAAUUUUCUUUCAAACCCACUUUUUGUGCUAAAUUUAUAUAAUGAAAUCAUAUAUUUUAGUUCACGAACACAAAAGGGUAAUCUUAAAGUAAUAACUCUAUAUUAAUUAUUUACCAAAAAAUAAUAAUGUUUUGAAAAUAUUAUGAUCUUCUGUUCCUUUAUAAACUACGCUAUAUAGUAGAGUAUGAGGUUGUAUAUAAUAUAACCCGGUUAAACAACUAAAAGUUAAUUACUAAGUACGAUAUAAUAUAUAGAAUACAAAUGAAUAUCUACAAUAUAAAAGAAAAA